AUGGCUCGGAUCCCUCUCAUCGAUGUAGCUACUAGCACUGAGACUGAGGAGCAUAUAUACAAACGGUUCCCAUCCAACCUCGUUCGCGGUUUGCUGCGCACAACGCCGGAGAUCGCCAAUGGUUACUUGGACUUGGGCAAGGCUUUAUCAGGAUCGCCGCUGCCGCCAAAACUUCGUGAAAUGACUAUUCUGCGGGUCGGCGUACUUACCCAUAGUCCCUACGAGUGGAUGCAGCACAUCGAUAUAGCAAAAUUAGUACAUGUCGGCGACAAGGAGGUUAUCGCCGUUAAAUCGGGAGAAUAUGGCAAACUCACCGACCAGGAAGCGGCAAUGCUGCAGUUCGUGGACGAAGUCGUCGCGAAGCCAAAAGCUACGGACACCUUCGACUUGGCCCUGGCCAAUCUGGGAGAGCAGGGCCUGGCUACAGUGACUUUGCUGGUCGGGCACUAUAUGAUGACAGCCCGCUUCCUCGAAACACUUAACAUCGACCUGGAUAAGAACGCCACCAGCUGGGAGAACGCUUAG
Molecule: messenger RNA, 525 nt
Organism: Aspergillus nomiae NRRL 13137
Lineage: Eukaryota; Fungi; Ascomycota; Eurotiomycetes; Eurotiales; Aspergillaceae
Product: carboxymuconolactone decarboxylase family protein
Exons: 1
Coding region: 1-525 (174 amino acids)
Molecular function (GO): peroxiredoxin activity
Source: RefSeq, a predicted model, not a curated record